AUCUUAUCGUGUAAAUCAGACUGUCCAAACAUAUCAUAAUCAUAUAUGAUAUGGAGAUAUGCACGUGAACAGCAAGAUUCAACCUCUCCCCACGACGAACGGGGUAACGUGUCCGUUACAUUUCUGUUCGAUUAUAAGAACACACAAACAACCAAUCAGUUUGUUUGAGUAUCGUUUUCACCUAAUCUUCACUUUCCAUCUCUGAGUUUCUUCUCCGGCGAGACCAUGCACCGUUUUUUACAAUCUUCAAUCACUCGAUUGGUCACCACCCGCACUUACCUUCUCCACUCCUUUGUUGUUCCAAGUUAUCGCUAUUUUUCUCUCUUUGCAGCCGAAGGUGACGUUGAUGAUGGUGGUGAUGCUCCUCAAGCAUGGAAAUCAGUGGAGGGUCUUCGCCGGUGCUCAGCUAAUCACGUGCCUUUGUCUCCCAUUACCUUCCUGGAAAGAGCAGCAAAGGUUUACAGAGACAGAACAUCGCUUGUUUAUGGUUGUCGUAACUUCACAUGGAAUCAAACGCAUCAACGUUGUCUUAAGCUCGCUUCUGCUUUGUCUCAGAUCGGGAUUUCCCGUGGUGAUGUGGUUCGUUUCUUUUUCAAGCAUCUACCUCUUUUCUUUUCUUUUCUUUUUUCUUUUGGGUUCAUCUGCAUCUUCGCCAUACAGGUUUCAACUCUGGCUCCCAAUGUUCCAGCAAUGUACGAGCUGCAUUUCGCGGUUCCUAUGGCCGGAGCUGUUCUUUGUACGCUUAAUUCCCGGCUCGACUCGGCCAUGGUUUCAGUCCUACUGGCACAUUCAGAAGCUAAGAUCCUAUUCGUGGACCAAGGAUUACUCGAAAUCGCUCGCGGAGCACUCGAUCUUCUUGCUAAAACUAACACAAAACCACCAAUCUUAGUUUUGAUUUCUGAAGGGGAUGACGAUCCAUCUCCAACCAGCAUUGUGCCUUAUGAAUAUGAAAGUUUUUUAGAAACUGGGCAAAUUGAAUUUGAGAUAAAAAGACCAAAGAGUGAAUGGGAUCCUAUAAGUGUGAAUUAUACCUCUGGUACAACAUCUAGGCCUAAAGGAGUUGUUUAUAGUCACAGGGGAGCCUACCUCAAUACUAUCGCGACGCUUUUCCUUCACGGAAUGCAGUCGAUGCCGAUUUAUUUGUGGACUGUGCCCAUGUUUCAUUGUAACGGUUGGUGCCUCACUUGGGGUGUUGCGGCACAGGGUGGUACAAACAUAUGCAUGAAGAACGUUUCCCCAAGUAAAAUAUUUGAGAACAUAGCUUUACAUAAUGUGACACACAUGGGAGGAGCUCCAACCGUCCUAAAUAUGAUUGUGAAUUCAUCUGUUAGAGAGCAAAAGCCGAUUUCCCACAAGGUCGUGAUAUGCACCGGUGGCUCACCACCGCCUCCACAGAUCUUGCUUAAGAUGGAAGAGUUGGGUUUUAGUGUGACUCACUUGUAUGGCCUUACUGAAACUUACGGUCCUGGUACAUUCUGUGUGUUGAAACCCGAAUGGGAAUCCUUGCCUCCCGAGGAACAAUCAAAGUUGAAAGCUCGGCAAGGAAUGCAACAUCUCGGUUUGCAAGACGUUGACAUAUUAGAUCCCGUCACGAUGGAGAAAGUACCAGCUGAUGGUAAAACUAUGGGUGAAGUCAUGUUUAGAGGAAACACUGUGAUGAGUGGAUACUUCAAAGACUCGAAAGCAACUGAGGAAGCAUUUAAAGGUGGAUGGUUUCACAGCGGUGAUCUCGCCGUGAAACAUCCAGACGGGUAUAUAGAAGUAAAGGACCGGCUGAAAGAUAUCAUAAUUUCUGGGGGAGAGAAUAUAAGCACGAUACAAGUUGAGACAGUUUUGUACAGUCACCCAGCAGUUCUCGAAGCUGCAGUUGUUGCCCGGCCUGAUAAUCAUUGGGGACAGACCCCUUGUGCAUUCGUGAAGCUAAAAGAAGGAUUCAACAUUGAUUCUCAAGAACUAAUCCUGUUUUGCCGGGGUCACUUGCCGCAUUAUAUGGCUCCCAAAACCGUGAUCUUUGAGGAAUUACCAAGGACAUCAACUGGAAAGAUACAAAAAUAUAUAUUGAGAGAAAAAGCAAAGGCCCUUGGGAGCCUCUCUUAAGCAACAAAUGAUAAUGUACUAACCCCAAAGAUACAAAGUUUCUCAAAAGUUUUUUUCAUUAUUAUUCAA
Molecule: messenger RNA, 2166 nt
Organism: Gossypium arboreum
Lineage: Eukaryota; Viridiplantae; Streptophyta; Magnoliopsida; Malvales; Malvaceae
Product: isovalerate--CoA ligase AAE2-like
Exons: 2
Coding region: 226-2097 (623 amino acids)
Source: RefSeq, a predicted model, not a curated record